Molecule: messenger RNA, 306 nt
Organism: Trichomonas vaginalis G3
Lineage: Eukaryota; Parabasalia; Trichomonadida; Trichomonadidae
Product: Ankyrin repeat family
Exons: 1
Coding region: 1-306 (101 amino acids)
Cellular component (GO): cytoplasm; nucleus
Molecular function (GO): protein binding
Source: RefSeq, a predicted model, not a curated record
AUGAAAGACAUAGUAGAACUUUUUAUUUUGCAUGGUGCAAAAAUCAAUGAAAAAGGUAAAGAUGGAAACACUGCUCUUCAUAUUGCAGCAAAAAGAAAUGAUAUAGAAACAGUUAAACUUCUUAUUUCACAUGGUGCAAAUAUUAAUGAAAAAGGUAAAGAUGGAAACACUGCUCUUCAUAUUGCAAUGCGUCACGAUAACAAAGAAACAGCCGAAAUUCUUAUUUUACUUGGUGCAAACAUCAAUGAAAAAGAUAAAUACGGAGACACAGUUCUUCAUUAUGCAGCAGAAAGCGGUAACAAAUAA